Messenger RNA from Salvelinus fontinalis (brook trout), 2468 nucleotides. RefSeq names its product E3 ubiquitin-protein ligase TRIM39-like. Bases 352 to 2025 code for a protein of 557 amino acids. Lineage: Eukaryota; Metazoa; Chordata; Actinopteri; Salmoniformes; Salmonidae. The record is from RefSeq and is a predicted model, not a curated record. The transcript is spliced from 2 exons. Gene Ontology annotation, molecular function: protein binding; zinc ion binding.
CUAGGAAGAGUAAUGUGAAAGCUGUAUUGACUUUUGUACUGGUUUAUUCAGUACUGUUUUAAUUAAUAUGACAAUUAAAAUUAAUCAGUUCCAAAGUUCAGCCAUGUAAAGGGUUAACUGUUCCAGGAAGAGAACCACACAGCAGUAUCUGGUGAGGAGGAGCAUUAUUGACGUCAACUUGCUGAACUGAAACUAAAGUAGAGAGACACAGUAUAUUGUGUACAGGACCAAACUCUCCAGCACUUCAUACAUCUAUUAAACAGCAAUACAUUCAGACUAUACUCUGACUCUCCUGUCCUUUGACACCACAAACAGAAAGGACAAAGAUAUCAUCCACGAAAACAUACAGAUAUGGCCACCUCCAGCAGUCUCCUGUCUGAAGAGCAGUUCCUGUGCUCUGUCUGUCUGGAUUUGUUCACUGAGCCAGUCUCUAUUCCAUGUGGACACAACUACUGCAAGGCCUGUAUCAGUGGAUACUGGGAUACCAGUGACCUGUGCCAGUGUCCAAUGUGUAAAAAAACAUUUGAUAGGAGACCAGAUCUGUUUGUCAAUACUUUCAUUUCUGAGAUGGCUGCUCAGUUCAGACAGACAGUUGAAGUUAAAGCUACCAGCAGCCCACACCAAUGCCCUGACAUAAUUGUAGAAUUGCCCUGUGACAUCUGCACUGGGAUGAAGGUCAAGGCCCUGAAGUCCUGCCUGGUGUGUCAGACCUCUUACUGUGAGACUCACCUUGAGCCUCAUCAGAGAGUCCCAGCCUUAAAGAGACACAAGCUGAUCAACCCUGUGGAGAACCUGGAAGACAGGAUGUGUAAGAAGCACGACAGACCUCUAGAGCUGUUCUGUAGGAGUGACCAGACUUGUGUGUGUCAGUUCUGCACUGAGACAGACCACAAGACUCAUGCGACUGUCCCUAUAGAGGAAGAGUGUGGAGAGAGGAAGGCUCAGCUGAGGACGACUGAGGCAGAAGUUCAGCAUAUGAUCCAGAAACGACUGCAGAAGGUUCAGGAGAUCAAACACUCAGUAGAUCUCAGCAAGAGAGAGGCAGAGAGAGAGAUAUCAGACAGUGUGCAGGUCUUCACUGAUCUGGUGCGCUCCAUUGAGAGAAGCCAGGCUGAGCUCAUUGAGGUGAUUGAGGAGAAGCAGAAAGCAGCAGAGAGGGAGGCUGAAGGGCUCAUUAAAGAGCUGGAGCAGGAAAUCACUGAGCUACAGAGGAGAAGCACUGAGCUGGAGCAGCUCUCACACGCUGAGGACCACCUCUACCUCCUACAGAACUUUCCAUCCCUCUGCACCCCUCCACCCACCAAGGACUGGUCUAGGAUCAGUGUUCACAGUGAUCUGUGUGUGGGGACUAUGAGGAGAGCUGUGUCUCAGCUGGAGGAGACUCUUAUAAGUUUAAUGAAAAGCCUGUGUGUUGAUCUGUGUGUUGGUGCUGAAUUUAAGAGGAUUCAGCAGUAUGCAGUGGAUGUGACUCUGGACUCUGAUACAGCACAUCCCAAUCUCAUCCUGUCUGAGGAUGGGAAACAAGUGAGAUAUAGAAACACACAAACAAAUCGUCCUAAUACCCCAAAGAGGUUUGAUGAAAGUGUAAAUGUCUUAGGAAAGAAGGGUUUCUCUUCAGGUAGAUUCUACUAUGAGGUGACAGUUAAGGGGAAGACUGACUGGGAUGUAGGAGUGGCCAGAGAAUCCAUUAACAGGAAGGGGAAUAUCACACUGAGCCCUAAGAAUGGAUACUGGACUGUCUGGCUGAGGAAUGGAGAACAGUACAAGGCUCUUUCUAGCCCCAGUGCCCUGCUCCCCCUGAGAGAGAAGCCCCAGAAGGUGGGGGUGUUUGUGGAUUAUGAGGAGGGUCAGGUCUCCUUUUAUGAUGUGGAGGCCAGGUCUCAUAUCUACUCUUUCACUGGCUGCACCUUCAAUGAGAAACUAUAUCCAUUCUUCAAUCCAUGUCUUAAUGAUGCUGGUAAAAACUCUGCCCCUCUGAUCAUCUCUCCUGUCAACGACAGACUGAGUUUUAAUCUGAAAAUCUAACUGGCCAGCAAAAUAAAUACAUUUUAAAAUAGUAAUAAUCUGUCAUUCAGGAUUAUCUGUCAUAAUGGUAGCAUCCACAUUAAUGUAAAAGUUUUUAAAAACCUAUUCUAUUCUUUUAUAAGUGACUCCAAAAUGACACAAUACAUUAUUUACAAAUUAAUUUAUAUUUGGUACAAAAUAAUCUGAAACGCAACCAAAACAAACAGCAAAUGGAUGUAACACAUGUGUAGAGUUACAAGUGUGAUGUAGUCAUUGUGUGCUAGGAAUAUGGGACCAAAUACUCAACUUUUUACUACUCUAAUACACAUAUAAGUGAAUUUGUCCCAAUACUUUUGGUCCCCUAAAUGGGGGGGACCAUGUAUAAAAAGUGUUGUCAUUUCUAAAUGGUGAAACCAGUAUGUACACAAAUACCCUUAAAUAAAAGUAGAUAAUCUAUACUUUAA